Molecule: messenger RNA, 2142 nt
Organism: Amphimedon queenslandica
Lineage: Eukaryota; Metazoa; Porifera; Demospongiae; Haplosclerida; Niphatidae
Product: formin-like protein 14
Exons: 1
Coding region: 377-1876 (499 amino acids)
Source: RefSeq, a predicted model, not a curated record
ACUAGAGAAUUGUUAUUCACGGAAAAUUCACAUUAUUAUACGUAACAUAUUGAAUCAACAACAGGAGGUCAACAAGUUACUAACACUCUGCAAAGUUUAUAAAUACUCGACAUUCUCCAGGAAUGGUAACCACCUAGCUAGGCUUCACUCUCUCGUCAACAACCAGUACACAGCGAAAGAACAACAGAGGCUGGUGGUAGGGACACAUCACCUGCCUGGUAUAUAUAAUAUGAAAGCAAACUAAAGUCAUCAUACCAGAAGAGCUUUCACAUUCUGCUGCUUUGGAUCAUUCAGGCUUGGCUGAUUCCUCUCAUUUUCAAGUAGCUAUCCCUUCCUUUCUCAUUAAAUUUGAAGAGUAUCAGAUUAAAAGUAAAUCAUGACUUCUCGUGGAUUGAACAGCAGACCACGUUCAAAGACAGAUCAUCAAACAUGGACUCUUCCUAGAGGAGCAAAGACUAGCCAUCCAGGACCAGGAAUGACCUGGGCACAAGAUGACAUGUCAGCCUCAUCACUAAAGAGAUCUUACAUAUCAAAUGGGCCAGCAAGGCCAGCACCACUUCCCCCAAUUAGGGCCUCCUCGAUAAAACCAGUCAGGAAAGCACCCCCACCACCUACAGCUGGGAGCAAGACUGUUAAAAAGUCAUCACCAGUUACUAGUUAUCCACUAGAGCCACCUCCCGUUCCUUCAUCUCCCAGACCAACUAUAGCAAGGCAUAGAAGUGUCCUUGAGUCUGAAUUGCACUCUAAAUCCUUACCACCCAGUCCACAAGGAAGCAGCACCAUGCUUGCUAAGAAACAGCAUGUACCUCUAGCUGCUACUAGUUCACUCUUGAGCUUCUCUCCUCCUCCUCCUCCUUCGCCCUCAGAUUGCGAAGAACUCUACGAGUUGACACCAUCAUUCAAGAUGAAAGAUGACUCUCCACCUCCUCUACCAAAUCGACCAGUUUCUGUUUCCUCAAGACCUUUAUCAGCAUCAUCAUUAGACAGACCCCCACCUCCACCUAAAACUAAUCCACCAGGACCUCGUCCUCCUCCUCCCCCUCCACCCCCUCCUGCUCCUAUCCCCCAGUUACCUCCAAAACCAGAUAAAUACAAGAAUUAUAUAGAAUCGCUAGAGGACAAUAACGGCGGAUAUUGUGAUGUCGAUUCUGCUGUCCAGUUGAAGGCAGAGUAUGAGCUUGCACAGAAAGUAAAGCAAGCAAUGCCUAUUGAAGUAAAGGCUCCUUCUCCUCCUCCAUUUGUGCAUAAACCAGAAGAGGAGUGUGAAGAAGAUGUAUACGAGCAAAUGAAUAGUCAUAUUGUUGAGGACGACUACAUUGUAAUGUCACCAGUUAACACGCUUGUGCUCCCGAAAAAGAAAAAAGAUAAAGAACUGUCUGAUAGCAUUGUUCCGGAACCAGGGGUUCCUGUUUUGCCCCCAAAGCCUCGUCAGUUGCACUCUGCCAGUAGUCAAGUAGCCAUUGCAGCUUCUUCUCCUAAUGCUUCUAGUGAAGCAAGGCAAAAAUCACCAAAAAAUGGUCCAAAACCAGGUCCAAAACCUGGUACUAGUUCUAAUGAAGCAAAGAAGAGAAGUUUGUCUCAAAGAUCAUCAGCUCUUUGUCUACCCACUGAUCAUCCAAGCACUCCAGUUGGUCUAUUAAAGACGGUCCCAAAGAACAAGACAUCAGCACCUCAUUUUCCUCCUCCUUCUCCUCCUCCUGCCUUCUCUUUUGGACAAGUCAAAGUACUGCCUAAAAAUAAAUCCUCGGCUCCACAUCUUCCACCACCCACUCCUUGUCAAGAAGAAGAGGAAGAAAUCCAAGAGGAUUAUGGACCAGUGAAAUACAGCAUUGAGGAUAAUGAGAGCAAAGAUGAAGAUCAGGAUCUUUAUGUUUAGCAGGAAGCAAGGAGAAAGAAGUGAACUUAUUGUAUCCAGUGUUAUUGUUGUUUGUGUUUGUUGGUCAUAAUAUUUUUGAUGUGAUCAUUUUUGUUUUUAUAAUCAUAGAGGAAGUUUUAUAGUGUCACAUGUUGUUCAACGAGAAGUUUACAAAAAUAUCACUGUCUAUAAAUAUAAAUAGCAACAAUGUUAUACAGUGUUGCUCAUAGUGGUGGAGUUAGCAUGCUACAUCAUUUCAUUAUAGAAAUAACUUUUGAAAAUAUCAA